CACGUGUUUAAUUAAUUAAACUGAUUUGUAGUUGGACUAAUGGAGAGAUGCAAUUAAAAAAAAUGUCUUAACAUUUCGAAACUAAAAUAAUACGAAAAAAUAACUUUUUUUCCUACAAUGAAAUUGCUUCUUACCUGCAUAGUUUUGCUCAAUGCCUGCCAGUUUUAUUUCAUUUCAGCGGCACCGACCGUGGAUACAGAGUGUCACAUGCUAAUGUUAACGAAUGGGAAAGUAAUAUGUAACGGUGAUGGAGUGUUUGCAAGGUUUGAGUGUGAUAGAGGCUACAGUUUAUAUGGAGAGGAGUCAUCCAUUUUUGCAGAGGGAGUUUGGAGCACUGGUGUACCGAGAUGUGUCAAGAGGGGAUGUAAGUUACCGAAAAAUAUCCCGCAUGUUAAAAUGACACAACUACCCAAAUACAACAAUGGUGUGGUUAAUAUGGAAUGUGACAUAGGAUUUAUCAGAGAAGGCCCACAACUACUUUAUUGUGACGGAGUUCGAUGGAGCGAUGACUUCCCUUCCUGCAAAACUUACUUCGGCGACCAAACAGGCUGCGACUUUGAAGACAAAAAUAUCUGUGGAUGGAUUCAGGACAACAGUGAGGUCUUAGACUGGGCCCGCAACAGUGGGCCGACACUUUCAACAGGAACUGGACCACUAACUGACCACACAACCGGUACCGCUAAAGGGCACUACAUGUACUUAGAAAAUGCAAGCCUACGUCACAGAAAGCAACUUGCCCGUCUCAUAUCUAUCCCAUACAACAGUAAACCAAACUUAGCCCUUGAGUUUUAUUAUCAUAUGUUCGGAGACAACAUAGGCAACUUGAGUGUGUACUUGAUGCCCACGCAAAUGAACCCUCUACAGUUAAACAUACAGCAUAGAAUCUUUUACAAAAGUGAAGCCCAGGGUCCUUCGUGGUUACGUGCGAAUGUUUUACUGCAAACACAGGAGAAACAGUUUCAGUUGGUGUUCGAGGCUACGUCUGGAGGAACUUUUGGAGACAUUGCCAUCGAUGAUAUCCGGAUUAUUGAUCUGGAAGAAUUGCCCUUGAAUGAUGGAAUGGAGCACCACACAGUAAUUGAAACAAGCCCAACAACCCCGAAACAAAGUCCAACAACCCCGAAACAAAGUCCAAGAAGUAGUCCAAAAAAGCCAAAUAAAGCAAAUAACAAAAAAUCAACUAAUAAAAACACAACAACGAAAAAAACAACAUCUAUAAAGCAAAUAACAUCUACAUCAAAACCAUCAGAAAUUAAAACAUCUAAUACACCUAAGCUAAAACAGAAGCCUAAUGAAAGAUCAACCACCAUUAAACCAGUUAGAACAACAAAAACGACAACUGUACUGCAAAAAACAUCAACAUCAAAAACAUCAGAAAUAUAUUCAUCCGGUACAACUGGCCAGGAAUUAUUUUCCUACUCAUUUGAGUCAAUACCAGCAUCAACCUUACCAUCUAACCCAACAUCAACAGAGUCACCAACAAUAACCACACAAUCAACCCUAGCACCAGAAACAAUCUCCACACCAACGGCUACAAUGCCAUUGUCAUAUACAUCCAUUGGAACGACGAUACAACAAACACCAACAUCCUCUACGUCAGUCAAAACAACACAACCGUUAGAAUCAUCCCCAGCAACAACGACACAGUCAACAAUACAAACAUCUGCAUCGUCUAUACCAAACAUUACAACGCUAACGUCAAAUUCACCACAAACCACAACACGAAAAUCAACACCAGUGACAUCAGCAAGCACUACAUCCACCAGCACAAAAUUAACGUCUCAAUCAUCCACCAGCACAAAAUUAACGUCUCAAUCAUCCACCAGCACAAAAUUAACGUCUCAAUCAUCCACCAGCACAAAAUUAACGUCUCAAUCAUCCACCAGCACAAAAUUAACGUCUCAAUCAUCCACCAGCACAAAAUUAACGUCUCAAUCAUCCACCAGCACAAAAUUAACGUCUCAAUCAUCCACCAGCACAAAAUUAACGUCUCAAUCAUCCACCAACACAACUUUACUACCAACAUUUACGACGUCAUACAUAGCCAUGAGAAACUCAUCUUCCACCCCUCUUUUAUCAACGACUUACAUAACAACGGUAAAUAUCAAAGAAAGCUCCACGACUUCCUAUAAUACUGGAAAACACAACCAAAAGACAACGCCAAUGCCACCUAGCCAAAAGAAAAAUCUGAAAAAUCUAGAUUCAAAAGAAAACUCAUUGGUGCCAAUUAUUAUUUUAUGUGCGAUUGUGCUGGGCAUAUUCGUUCCAAUAAUCACAUUAAUAAUUUACAAAAGGUGUAAAACAAGAACUAGACAAAUAACGACCGAUGAAAACGCUGAGAAAGAAAACAAUGACCUAGAAGAUAGCUCCAUUGAUGACAGCAACGAAAAAAGCAAAACAAUAGAAGAAACCACAAAACAAGAAAGUAACGAUGAAACCGUUCAGGAAAAUGGUAACGACAAUAAAGACGAAAAUCAAAUAAAAGAAGACCCGGUCCCUAACCUUGAAGACACAUCUACAACCGAGACAAAGCAAGUCACUGUAACAACAUCAGCCAACGAAGAAGUUCGAGUGCAAGUCGUGGUUCAAGCUGAACUUGCUGUCGUCUCUACUGAAAAUGAAACACGUCUUGAAUCAACAAAUGCAGUAAAUGAAGACAUGCAACAAGCUAAACCUGAGGCAAGCGAAACUGUGUCUGUUACAGAAGCAGCUUUGUCUGAGCAUAAAGCUGAUGUAUUAUCAUCGAUUACAGAGGAAAAUGUUCAGGACACAGAAAAAGUUAAAGAUGAAAUUACGAUUCAGCCGGAUGAUGAAAACAAAUUGGAAAUCUUGAAAAAAGUCAAUUAAAAAAUCAUCUAAAAUGAAAAAAAAUGGCUCCAUCAGUUUAACCCUAUUUAAAAAAACACAAAGCAAAGUUUUUUCAUAAUUUUAUUGUCAAUAUGUUAUAUACGAUGUAAUUUCAUAGCAGGUUACAACCUUGUUAAUUUAGGGUGCUAAACUUUACUAUAGUAUCACUGUAACAUUAAUUAAUAAAUAUAAACGUACAAUUGAGUGUUCAUUUAAGUUACAUGAUCUAUUGCAAUUUUUAAUAUUUAUUUAAUAACUUUUUUCUUCAGCAUGUUUGGUUUUAAAAAAAAUAUAUUUAAAUUGAUGUUAGAUUGUAACGAUUCAACAGUAUACAUCUACAUUGUUGAUCAAAGGAAUACUAAUUAAGUAUAUGUGACUGAUUAAGCCCUGAGUGGUGGCAGCUAUUGUUUGCUUCCUGCAACUUGUUUAUGUUAUUUUACCGUGAUUAGUUGUUUCAAUACAAAAGAAUUAGAAAUAGGUUUUGCAUUUUUAACAAGAUAAACGCUCUGUAGCAAUAAUAAGUGCACUACGUUCGGCAAAAAAAAGUUUCAAAUAUUAGCCUGUUUUAAUAUGCAUUUAAUAAAGACAUAAAAAUAAUUAAAAAACUAUUUAAAUCUAUGUUUUUUCUAUAGAAAGUAUUAUCAAUAUUAUUAAACAUUUUCGGCGAAUAAAGAAAUUUUAACGAAUGUACAUUUACUUAUUUUUAAAAUUAGUAUGUUUUCAUUUUAAGUAAAGUUCCUAUUUCAGACCUAUCGAUCCGUAGUGUAAAUAAUUUUAUGUUUCUUGACCUUGGCAUAUGAAGGGAUGUUAUGGUCAGUAUUAUUCACAGCCGUUUUUACUUUUUCCAACGUGAGUCGGUUACCUAUCAGAGCUAGGUAGACUCAGGUGUGUCGUUAAAUCCCAAGUCCAGCCGAGAUCCGUACUCGAGACUUACGGUCUAGCAGCCGAAAGCUCUACUAUUCGACCACGCCUUCACUUUCGUUGUCAUCUUGCGUGAUACUGUUUUUUUUUACAACUGAAAAUAAAAAGUUACAAAAGAAAUAAACCACAUUGUGCACUCUGAUAAUUGCAUGUUCAAAUCAGCACAAAAAAUAAAAUUACUUUCAAAAUAAUGUUUUUGUUUAUGAAUAUCCAUUAAAAUCAAUGUCUGUUGUACAUAAUUUUAC
This is a messenger RNA of Physella acuta, 4013 nucleotides long. RefSeq names its product mucin-5AC-like. The record is from RefSeq and is a predicted model, not a curated record. Gene Ontology annotation, cellular component: membrane. Lineage: Eukaryota; Metazoa; Mollusca; Gastropoda; Physidae.